Molecule: messenger RNA, 1015 nt
Organism: Orcinus orca (killer whale)
Lineage: Eukaryota; Metazoa; Chordata; Mammalia; Artiodactyla; Delphinidae
Product: translation initiation factor IF-2-like
Exons: 3
Coding region: 1-897 (298 amino acids)
Source: RefSeq, a predicted model, not a curated record
AUGGAUGCUGGGUGUGGAUUGGGAAGAGGGGGGCGAACUGCACGCACCACCGAGACUGCGGGCAGGGGAAGGGGGUCGCAGUCCUCCGAAGCCGCUCGGGGGCACAGCGCGCGCGCACAAGCGUGCACCCCGAGGGGCCGUGCACCUUCCUCCGGCCCCCGGACUUGUCCAGCCCUCGUCCCUGAGCUCAGCGGCCGGGAAGGGAGGGCAUCCGGCCCGUGGCGGCCCAGGAGGGGACAGAGCGCAGCGGGGUUGCCCACCUGCGCGCAGGGUGGCCGUUGCGGCCGGUGCGCCCGCCGGCUGCGCCGUCUCCGCCGUGUCCACUGCUGGAGGAGGUGGCGGCGGCCUGACCCUCGGCCUCCAAACGUCUCCUCGCUCCUCGGCAGCGGCGGUCCUCGCUCCCCUUCCUCCCUGACGUUGAGCCUCCCACCUAGCCCGCAGGUUCUGCCACCGUCCUUCAGCCCGCCCGAGCCAGAGCUGUCCUCCCCGCCCCUUUCCCGCCGCCCCGCGCAGCGCAGCGCAGCGCUCCGCCCCCCGCCCGCCCAUCCUCGCCCGGGCCCAGCCGGGGGCUGCGGGCCCCGCGCCUCCUGCCGCAGAUCCCCAGUCCCGGGCGAAGGAGGGUGGAGGGGUUCCGCCUCCACCCCGCGUUCCUACCCCGCUCCCCUCUUCCCCGGCCCACGGCGGCCGCCCGCACUCAGCCAGCGGCCAAGGGCGUGGGCACCGCGCGCUCUGCCCUCGCUCUUCCGGUGUCUCUUCACUCCCCGCGAGGCACCUUCCACGGCCCAGAGGGUAAAUGAGGACAACAUGGAUGAUAAACAGCAUGCUGGAGAAGAGGCUCUGAAGCAAAGAAAACAGUCUUUAGAAAACCUGAUGAUCCCCUUUUCAAGGCAAGGAUGACAAAUACCAGUAAUUAUGCAAAGAAUGACUGCUGCCUCUCUUCCCUCUGCUUUGGUUUUGUGGCCAGGCCUGCAUUUAUCUCUUUUGAACAUCAUAAUAAAAGUAAAGUAAUUCAGCA